Molecule: messenger RNA, 1584 nt
Organism: Lates calcarifer (barramundi perch)
Lineage: Eukaryota; Metazoa; Chordata; Actinopteri; Centropomidae
Gene: mffa
Product: mitochondrial fission factor a
Exons: 8
Coding region: 201-1118 (305 amino acids)
Biological process (GO): positive regulation of mitochondrial fission
Cellular component (GO): mitochondrial outer membrane; peroxisome
Source: RefSeq, a predicted model, not a curated record
UGUUUAGAAUACGGACAGAGGAAGAAGAAGAGAGGAGCCUCCUCUCGCAUAUCAACAGAAGGCGAUGCUUGAGAGCUACAACAUCUGUAAAAUAUACACGUAACCGUACCAUUCGGAGUAUAGUAGAGUUUUUAUUGUCUUUAGGAUUAUAAAUAAAUUCUUCUUUGGCGCGGCAGCUAUAGUAACAAACCAUACGCCAAAUGAACGGAGCAGCAUUCCCCUCCCCCACGGCAGAGAUAGCCGAGAUAAAUCGUAUCCAGUAUGAGCUGGAGUACACUGAAGGGAUCAGCCAGAGGAUGCGCAUCCCUGAGAUGCUCAAAGUGGCCCCACAAGCCCACGAGGACCCUAAUGUUGGAUCUCAGGAAGUCCCCCGCAGUGUCUUAAUGCAAGUCCCAGAGAGAAUUGUGAUUGCAGGAAAUAGUGAUGACCCCCAGUUCUCCAGACCUAGAGACCUGGACCUAAUCCAGUCAACACCACUAGAGGCCCUGUCACUGAAGACUCCACCUCGAGUCCUCACCCUCAGUGAGCGGCCUCUGGACUUCCUGGAAGAAGAGCAGCGAGCAGCUCCAGACACUGAGGAGGUGUUGCGGCCCCAAGGACGAGUGCGACGAGAACGCUCAGCCAGUGAAAAUGCAGCUGUCCGUAAUAACAGUCAGCUGAUGAGAAAUGAUUCCGCUGCAACCAUGUCCCCCCCAGCCACUGUCCGCCCUUGCCCCCCUCUCACCAUGACUGAGACUGAAGAACACAACCUGUACAGCGCUAGCGGUGUUCUAUCUUUCAUCCAGUCCACUACACGACGGGCCUACCAGCAGGUCCUGGAGGUCUUGGAUGAGAACCCUCGCAGCAAACCAUCUCUGCGAGGGGGGUCGGCUUCAAGCUCCAACCCCCUGCAUGACUCCAGGCUUGCAUUAUCAACAUAUGAAGUCUCACUGGAUGGAGGACCUGAUGAUAUGACUGUGGUUGACGCGACAACGCUUCGACGUCAGCUCAUCAAGCUAAACCGGAGACUCCAACAUUUGGAAGAGGAGAACAAGGAGCGAACAAAGCGUGAGAUGAUCCUGUACUCGGUCACUGUAGCUUUUUGGCUCAUCAACACUUGGGUGUGGUUGCGGCGUUAGAGCUGUCCUGCAUUUCUGCCAUCACCUUGACAGGAGAACAUACUAUCCCUUAUUCUAUGUGUCAAAUGUUAGCUACUCGCUGCACUCAGGUCCUGUGCGAGAAAGACCUUGACACGUGUGUGCAAGGCCUGCUGUGCACAGGGCUGAUAUUUUGAUUUUGUUUAUUUAAAACAUGUACAGUUUUAUUUUUUUACUCUUCUCUCAUCCUGCUAUCCUCCUUUUCUGUUUUCUCAAGGUUUGUUUUUAUUAGAAGAUCUUCUUGCUCAGUGCUAAGCAUGACUUGUUGUAAAUAUUUGUUGAGCUUUGGAAAGAAGUCAUCCAGAGUUGCAGUACAGCAUACUUUACCAGAAGAGGAAAAUAGAACUGCGAUGCGAAGAUGUAACAUGUUGAAUAUUUAAUGUGGAGAGAGUAAUAUGUGACUUGACCUGGGAAAUGUAAUGGAAAUUUAGUAAAACCAAACAUAUGA